Molecule: messenger RNA, 1373 nt
Organism: Porites evermanni
Lineage: Eukaryota; Metazoa; Cnidaria; Anthozoa; Scleractinia; Poritidae
Source: the annotation of a GenBank genome assembly
AUGGAAGGAAGAAAUGUUGCCGUUUGCUUUCUAUUUUACCUCUUGAUAUCUUCGCAAUGCGCUUUUGAUAACGUCUCCUCUGUCGCCACGGUAAGACUUCUAAGUAAACAAGAAAAUUUGCUUUCUUUGAACAACGCAAAAAUUGUACUGCGAACAAAUUAAAGCAAUUAGUUUUCGGUUGUUGAAUUUGAAAGUGUUUUAGUGGAGAAAACAGAGAGCUUCUUUUAGAACUAUUUAAAUGUUUUAUCCAAAGCGGCGGAGGACCAAGCUGGCUUCAUGUUUAUGCUUAAUUUGAUACUGAAUAUUGCCAGGCUUGUGAUGAGGCCGGUCUUGCUCUUUAAUUUCACUAGAUUUUGAAAUGAUUUGUUUGUAAAUACUGGGAAAACCUAGUUUCUAAUUACAACUAACACUCGCUCUACGCCUGCGGCAGACAGAGGAGCUAGGCCAUUAUCAGAGACUGUCCACGAGAGGGUUUAUUUUAAAAACGCGCACCCCUCGCGUGAGUAAAGCCUUACCUAGAGAGAAUGAUAAUGAACUUAGAGGAUCUUAAAAAAGGCUUCAUCAAUUCUGUGUCAUAUGUAUGGUCAAUGAUAAUCAUCAAUUUGUUUAUUUUCUACUAUGGCAGUCCACAGGGCAGAAUAAAAUAAUAACGAUUCCCGCUGAGAGCCAAUUCAGUUAUUAUAUUUUACGACCAUCAACACAAAAAAAUGUUUUCUCCACCAAUUUCUACUAUGAAAUAGAACCCUAACACUUGCUUGCAAGGGUCACCUGGCCUUCCUGGACGCAACGGAGUUAAUGGACAUGACGGGUCACCAGGCCGCGACGGCCGAGAUGGAGCUAAAGGUGAAAAGGGCGUGGCAGGUCCUCCUGGUCCACGUGGUGAGAAGGGAGAAAGGGCACCAAGUGGAACAGACACCGAUCACAGAAACUGGAAACAGUGCGCGUGGAGGUACUACGACGGGCGUGACAUUGGACUGAUUAAGGUUUGUCGAUUCUAAAAUUAGUGCGAUGAACGACUACAGUCAACUUUGGUUUGGUUAGAUGAUAAUUAUAAGGUUAUAGGAUGGAAAGUUACUGUCCAUUGGCACCAUUAUGGGCUGAGGAAGAUUCUUUUGAACAGAGAUGUAAAUCAAUAAUUGAGUUUUAAUUUGUUGUUGCAGGAUUGUCAGUUCACUAAAACCAAGGAUGAUACUGCUCUCCGUGUUGUUUACCAGGGAAAUGUCUAUUUGGGAGGGUGUGCUCUCUGCUGUAAGCGAUGGUUCAUCACUUUCAAUGGAGCCGAGUGCAGUGGUCCCCUGCCUAUUGACGCAGUACUGUGGAUCCGAAAUAAAUACGAAGACAACCACAGACCCGGGUUGAUUGAGGGGGAUUGA